AUGACAGUCUUGGGUGAAGAGUGGUUUGCUGUUGGAGACAUUUAUUUCAGAAAGCUUCAUCUUUACGAUAUGCCGUGGGGUAUGGGAUUUUCAAUAUCACAAUUCAAGACAUCGAUUUGUCAGUAUUCUGGUUAUAUCGCAAUGUAUUUGGAUGGCCAAGCGGGAGCAAAACCUAUACUUCAAAUAUAUACAUCAUCAGGCAAACUCGUUUCCCAAAGUGUUUGGAAAGAUGCACCUGGUAUAUUGCUUGGUUGGACUUUGUCAGAGGAUUUAUUAGUUAUCCAAAAAACAGGAUUCACUACCAUAUUAGAUCAUCAGGGCAAGUUUGUUCGACGUUUUAGUAUGGGACCUGAAGCUGAAGAAAGAGAAAUAAUUAGUGCUAAGCUUUUUACCAUUGAUUAUAAUACAGGAAUAGCUGUUCUUACCGGUGGAAACCACAUAUAUAUAACUACCAGUAUCGAAACUCCACGUAUGCGACGCCUUGUAGAAUUACCUGGACCAGUAAAGUCUUUGUCACAUUGGACUAUUGUCACAACACCUCUUGAAACUGGAACACCUGAUUCUUUUCGAAGCCCAUGGGUGAUGUUUUCAAACAAAAAGAAUUUGUACCGAGCUGACUUUGGAACAGUUGAAGGUAUUGAUUUGUCAAAGCUUACUAGGUCAACUGGUUCUGAUAUUUACCUAUUGUCUAUAUCUUUGAAUAUGCAAUUUGUUGCAAUUUAUUUAACCAAUGGUGAAUUGUUAAUUACCAAUACACGAUUUACUGAAUUACAUUCACAUAUUGACUUGACCCAACGUAUAUCAGUUAUGUUGGUGAAUAAUAAUAAUUCAGCUAAUCAAAAAUUCAAUCAUCCUAAAACGAUGCUUUGGUUAACUAAUUCAGCUGUUGUGCUUCAAUGGAAUAAUUUAAUUGCUAUUAUAAGUACACAGUCAGAUAUUUAUGAAACAUUUUAUGCUGAUGAUAUAUUCUUAGCACAAGAGAUUGAUGGAAUUCGCAUUCUAUCACCUACAUCACACGAAUUAUUACAACGUGUACCAUCCCCAUUAGAAUCACUUGGACGUAUUGGAGCAUCGUGUCCAGCCACGUGGUUAUUGUCUGCAAGUAAGAGUUUAAAAAUCAAUUGUGGACGUACUAAUGAUUAUUUGUUGCCUAUUAAACAACCUAAUCAAAUGAUUGAUGCAAUAUCACACUGUAUUGAAGCAGCAUGUCAUGCAACUGUUGAUCCUAUUUGUCAACAAGAACUACUUGAAUCUGCUCAUUUAGGUCGAGGAUUAUUAUCAGCUAUGAUGAAUACUACUCCUAAUGCUACUAUUUCUUCUACCACUGAUACUAACAAUAACAAUACAGGUCAUUAUUCAAUUCAGGCUAAACUGAAAGAACUCGCGGAUCAUGCUGCAAAGGUUUGUCAAACUUUGCGUUUGUUGAAUAGCUUAGCUGUUCCAUGGUUAGGUAUUGCACUAACGUGGCGUCAGUUUCGUGAAUUAGGACCAAACAAAUUGUUUGAACGUUUAUUGAUACGCCGUCAUUACCCAAUGGCGAUUGAACUUGUUCGAAUCCAUCAAAAACAUAAAUGGCCAAUAAGCAUUCUAGAAGAAAGUCAAAGCAAUUAUGGGACAUGCACAUUUACUCGUUUACUUGCUCAUUGGGCAUGCAAUAGUUCUAUAACAUCUUCAGGAGCAGCUACAUUGAUAUCAGAACGGGUAGCAGCUAUUGUGGAUAAGUUAUUCAACAAUUCAUCAGAGAGCAAAUCUAAGUCUAGUAAUCAUCAUGCCAACUAUUACAGUACCUCUAUUCCUCAUUUGGACUUCGCUGAUGUAGCUAGUCAAGCUAUUUCAGCUGGUCGAGAAACAGUUGCGGAACAAAUAUUAGAAUAUGAGCCACGCGCUUGGCGUCAGGUACCAUUACUUUUAAAAUUAUCUCGUUAUAAUCGUGCAUUAGUUCGAGCAGUAGAGACUGGAAAUCCUGAACUAAUUACGACAGUUGUGGUAGCAUUGCAAGAGCAAAGUAAAUUACCACCGGCAGAUCUUGCAAUGGUACUUCGUCGGCAUCCAAUAGCUCUGGCCAUAUAUCAAGAGACAUUAGAACAAGCUGAUCAUUCUAAAUCUGGUUCUGAAAAUUCAACAAAAGCUGCUCUUUUAAAUUUUGAUCAUGAAAAUGAUCAUGCUUCAGAAGCUAAAAAAAUUGUUCUCUCAGCCUAUCAAGAAAAUAGUUUAGCUUCACGAUUGACAUUAUUACAAAAUGCUGAAGAGAUUUAUCGUCAAUCAAAGAAUGAUUUUAUGGCUCAGCAAUGUAACGCACAAGUUCGUCUAUUGAAAUUUCAAAGUAAACUUGAGAAACAAGAAAUAUCUGCUCCUGUCUUCGAAAUUAGAUCCAUACCCGGCUCUAAUCGUAUAUUACCCGAGGUAGUACAGUCUGGUAGUAUAAAUGAGAAGCUCUGGGUUGGUCAGUCGUUAAACACAACACUCAGUCGUUUGUUAGCUUCUGGGCAAUCCGAACGUCAAGCAGAUCAAUUACGCAGAGAAUUCAGAGUUUCAGAAAAACGUUUCGCUUUUCUUCGUGUUGUUGGUAUGGCAAUCAAUAAUGCAUCUUGGUUAGAAAUGGAUAAAAUGAUUCGAGCAAAAAAACCACCGGUUAAUGUUGAGAUAUUAAUCAAAAUUUGUAUCGACGGCAAUCGUAUAGACGAAGCGAUAAAACUAAUUUCUAAACUUCCACCUGAACGAACAGUCCGUUUCUGGGUUAUGACUGGGAGAAUCGAAGAAGCCAUUCAAGUAGCGGUUCGUGAGAAAUCAGAAUAUGAUUUAUUGUAUAUUCAGCGUGAAGUUGGAAAAACCAACAAAGAAUUAUAUGAUCGGAUUACUAAUCUACGAGCACAAAUUCAGUGA
Molecule: messenger RNA, 2883 nt
Organism: Schistosoma intercalatum
Lineage: Eukaryota; Metazoa; Platyhelminthes; Trematoda; Strigeidida; Schistosomatidae
Source: the annotation of a GenBank genome assembly